CACAGAAAUUCAAAAGUGCUACGAGUGAAACUGUCAAAUGAAACUUUACCUGCCUCCCUCUGUGCUUUAUUCUACAGUCACCUCAGAAGAUGGCUGUUCUUUGGAUCUUGGCUUUCGAGUUGAUCUUGAAGAAAAAGGAUUCUACACGGAGAAUUUCCACUCAGCAGCGUGGGUUUUCCGAGGAGAUGAUGGGGAUCCUGAGGACAGUCCCAGAUGUCUUAGUAAAAAACCCCGACCGGUAGCUGUUCGAGAGCGAACCGUGAGGCUGUUCAAAGGAACCGGUGAUUAUCCCUGGGGAUUCCGAAUUGAAUUCUCCAAGCCAAUCGUGGUCACCGAAGUGGAUGCUAACAGUGCUGCAGAGGAAGCCGGCCUCCAGAUGGGAGACGUGGUGCUGGCUGUCAAUGGCACGGAGGUCACCAGCGCGGAGCACGCAGAAGCUGUGCACCUUGCCAGGAAAGGUCCGGACAUCUUGACCCUCGUGGUGGGAUCUGACAUCAGUCGCUGUCCCAAUACUCCUUGGCCCACCUGCCGCGGCUACCUCCAUAAGAGGACUCACUCGGGCUUUGUGAAGGGUUGGAGGAAGAGGUGGUUUGUGCUGAAGCAUGACGGCUGCCUCCACUAUUACAGACACAAGAAGGAUGAAGGAAAAUGCCCGCCUCUGGAAAUAAUAAAAUUAGAAGGUGCAGAAGUUGGCAUGGAUAGCAGUUUGGGAAAACCAUUUGUGUUUAACUGUGUGCCUCAGUCUGGAAAUCGAACUUUUUGCCUCUGUGCAACGUCGAACCAAGAAAUGAAAAGGUGGCUUGAGGCAAUGGACAAAGCAACCCAUCCUGUCCGCCAGACCCAUGUCUGGGAAGAUGUUACUCUGCACAACAGUAGCCUUCCGCCCCUGGCUAUCAAGAACCCGGAGUGCCUGGGCCUUUUGCACCAAUUGGACAGAAGCACAGAUAUGUGGGUCCAGCACUAUUGCAUUCUGAAGGACGGCUGCUUGUACCUCUAUGCUAGCAUUCGCUCCACCCAGGCUUCAGGUGGCCUGUAUUUACAAGGAUAUAGGGUGAACGAGCAGACCCUAAGCUCCAAGCAGUCAGUAAUUGAACUCAAACCUCCAUCUGAAGAGUUCAAGACUUUCUAUUUCUGUGCAGAAAAUAAGACCGAAAACCAACGCUGGAUUACAGCUCUGAAAAUGUCUAUCAAAAAGUGGCUUCCUUUGCAUCAGGCUAUUCAAGACUUCAUGAAUCGACCUCUAGAAGAGACUAGAAUGUGAAAGAAACCCUAAUCUUAAGAGAAGUGACCCACAAAAUCAUCACCAACCAAUAUGGGAAGAAACAAAAAUAUGAUUUCAUUAUAUAGCAUUCAACUGAGCAUUUCUCAGAUACACUAAAACUUUGUGGUAAGAUUAUACUUUUGUUUUUGAACUAAAGCACGGAAAUCUAACCUGACAAUCUAUAACAACAUUGUUAAUACCCCCACAUUUUUGCCCACCAGGCUGUACGUGUUAGCAUCAAAAUAUAGUAUGUCCCUUACCCCUGUCUUUUGAAAGCAUAAAUACAAUAAAAGUUGAUUUAUUUUC
Molecule: messenger RNA, 1567 nt
Organism: Nyctereutes procyonoides (raccoon dog)
Lineage: Eukaryota; Metazoa; Chordata; Mammalia; Carnivora; Canidae
Exons: 10
Coding region: 38-1261 (407 amino acids)
Molecular function (GO): protein binding
Source: RefSeq, a predicted model, not a curated record